Knipowitschia caucasica is the source of this 1776-nucleotide messenger RNA. The record is from the annotation of a GenBank genome assembly. NCBI's taxonomy places the organism in Eukaryota, Metazoa, Chordata, Actinopteri, Gobiiformes, Gobiidae.
AUGGCGGCGCAGUGUGUGACGAAGGUGGAGUUGACCGUUUCCUGCGAGAAUCUUUUGGACAAAGACAUCGGCUCCAAGUCCGACCCUCUGUGCGUUCUGUUAAUGAGCAGCGACGACAGCAAGUGGUAUGAGGUGGCCCGCUCAGAGAAAGUCCAGAAUUGCCUCUCCCCAAAGUUUGCCAAGAAGUUUGUGGUCGAUUACUAUUUUGAAAUUGUGCAGAAGUUACGCUUUGGAAUUUACGACAUUGACAACAAAACCAUCGACCUCAGCGACGACGACUUUUUGGGAGAGUUGGAGUGCACUUUAGGACAGGUCGUGUCAAGUCGAAGAUACACUCGGCCCCUUGUUUUAAAGAACAAGACUCCAGCAGGAAAAGGCACCAUCACAGUCAGCGCUGAGGAGAUUAAAGACAACAGAGUGGCCAAUUUUGAAGUUCAAGCAAGAAAACUAGACAACAAGGAUUUAUUUGGGAAGUCUGAUCCUUACCUGGAGUUUUUCAAACAAACAGAGACUGGAUGGCAGCUGGCUCACAGGACAGAGGUGGUAAAGAACAACUUGAACCCGUCGUGGAAACCCUUUAGAAUUCCUGUUCAGUCUCUUUGCGGCGACGACAUGGACAAACCCAUCAAGGUGGAGUGCUAUGACUACGAUAACGACGGGUCACAUGAUCUGAUUGGGACGUUUGAGACGACCAUGACGCGGCUACAGCAGGCGUCCAGAGUUUCUCCUGCGGAGUUUGAAUGCAUCAACAGUAAAAAGAAGCAGAAGAAGAAAGGAUACAAGAACUCAGGAGUCAUCAGCGUCAAGCAGUGUCAGGUGGUGAAGGAGUACACUUUCCUGGAUUACAUCAUGGGAGGAUGCCAAAUCAAUUUCACUGUGGCGGUGGACUUCACUGGCUCAAACGGAGACCCCCGGACCCCCCAGUCCCUGCACUACAUCAGCCCACAGGGAGUGAACGAGUACCUGAGCGCCAUCUGGUCCGUGGGCAACGUCAUCCAGGACUACGACAGCGACAAGAUGUUCCCUGCGUUUGGUUUUGGCGCUCAGAUUCCUCCCUCGUGGCAGGUUUCUCACGAGUUUCCUCUGAACUUCAACCCUUCAAACCCGUUCUGUGCCGGCGUGGAGGGCGUGGUGGAGGCGUACCGGCUCUGUCUGCCUCAGGUCAAACUCUACGGCCCCACCAACUUCUCUCCCAUCAUUAACCACGUGGCGGCCUUCGCUCACCAGGCGCUCCAGCAAACCACUGCGUCUCAAUACUAUGUGCUGCUGAUCAUCACAGACGGCGUGAUCACGGACAUGGACCAGACGCGCAGUGCCAUCGUCAACGCCUCCCGUCUGCCCAUGUCUAUCAUCAUUGUAGGAGUGGGCGGAGCCGACUUCAGCGCCAUGGAGUUUCUGGACGGAGACGACGGGCGCCUGAGGUCGAUGAGCGGAGAGCCGGCCACGAGGGACAUCGUGCAGUUUGUGCCGUUCAGACAGUUCAAAGACGCGCCCGCCCAGGCUUUAGCCCAGAGUGUAUUGGCCGAGUUACCGCAGCAACUGUCGUCAUACUUCACUUUAAUGAAACAGAAGCCUCCCCAUGAGCCCAGCCCGUCCUUGUCCAUUGUCUCACUCCUUCCUCUGUCCCUUUACCCUUUUCAUCUUCAGGCUCCCAGAGAGGCGCUGGCCAAGAGCGUGCUGGCCGAAGUCCCCUCUCAGCUCGUGGAGUUUUUCAACAUCAUGAAGUUAACUCCUCCCACCACCAACGCUGCUCCGCCCCCAGCUGGAUCUGUCUGA